AUGUCGCUUCAGCCUGCAACCCUAAGCGACUACACGGUUCCUGUCAGCGACAACGACUGGGCACAGAUGCUGCAGUCCAACAGGGAGGCACAGGAACUGCUCUCAAGCGUCAUCGCACAGCACCAGGAGCAGUACGAGGACCCUUCCUCAGCUGCAAACAACAAGCGCCUCGGUCAUGGCAGUCAUCUCCAUCACAAGUCUGAUCACUACAACCAGGAACCAUCUGUAGACGGACAGUUCUCGGAAGGGGAGGGCAGCUCUGGUGAGUUCUCAAACAUCCAGAUCCAGAUUCUGAUCCAGCAGGAGCUUUUUCUGUGCACGCCGGGGGAUGGAAAGCCAGCACCCAAGAAGGCUGGACGCAAGCCAUUAACCACGGAGCCUACCACCAAACGCAAGGCACAAAACAGAGCGGCACAACGUGCUUUCCGCGAGAGAAAGGAGAAGUAUGUAAAGUCGCUGGAGGAUCGCAUCAAGGAGCUUGAGGACCUCAACCCCGGCAAGGACGAUACCAAGCUUGCAGAGGAGAACAUUAACCUCAAGGUUCUGGUUCAGAAGCUCGAGACGGAGAACUACUUCCUCAAGGAGCAGUCCUUCAACUUUGAUUUCCCCAUCUCCCAACCCGGACUCUACAACAUCUCCAAGACACAGCGCGACGCUACAUCACAGAUAUCGGCCCCGUCUAUGCCUCCUUCGAGCCAGGCGAUCAAGGCGACUACUGCCCAGGCCGAAGCUGCCAAGGCAGUUACAGAUGUAAAGCUCCCCACGCCAACCACAAGCGAGCGCCAGUGGACUCCUCCUUCGUCCGGCGGUGACAGUGUGCCCAACUCGCCUUUGAACCAUGAUCUCCCUACUCCUGACCAGGAGACGAUGUCUCAGGUCUCGUCCUCGGAUAAUGCAGGCAUCGUUCCCCGUUUCAGACACUCCACACCUGAGGAAAUGGCCCUCUUUUCGACGCUGUUGGAUGGCAACGGAAACACAUACGGAAACACGGCACUUCACAGUCCACUUAACAACAACGCCAACAACCAUCCUGGACUCGCUGACAUCAGCGCCCUUAUGAACCUUCACAGCACCACCGCAGUUCACAACACCAAUAGCGGCACUUUCAGCGGAAACCUUCACACGCCUAUGAAUACUCACUUGUUCGGAUCGACCACCGGCAAUAACAACUUUAACAACCAGAGACUUCAGAGCGCUAGUCCAGGAACGUCAUUGGCCAUGUUCUCGGAUAACAGCCCCUCACCAACUAUUGACGAUCUUGUCAACACUCCAUUGUUCCACACGGACAAGGAUGGCAUGGUUCACUUCACUCCACCUGUGGCUCCCACGUCGGCGCCCUCACUGUCGUAUGAGCAGACACAAGCACUCUUCACAGAUUUCCGCGACCCCUCAGAUCCUCGGGAUUUCUUUGCUGGAUACGAUGACGUGGUUGAGAACACUCUCCAGGACAACUCGCUCGACGCUUUGUUGAGCGAUCCCUUGUUAGAUUACACUCAUGCGUUUGCCAAUGCAGGCAUCGUGUCGCCACACGGCCUUGGGCCCAACGCAACACCGAUGACAACACCCACAAUCACCACAAAGCCAGCACCGGCACCGGUGGUAUUGCCAUCAAAGGAGGUGCCAGAGGAAGGAGAGACGAAGCACACUUUGCAACCGCUGCUUGAGGGUGAACAGACGAUCCCUUGCCCCCAGGCCUGGGAGCAGUUGGCCAAGCACCCCAACUUUGAUGAUGUGGAUAUUGAUGAGUUGUGUGCGGAGCUCAAGUCGAAGGCCAAGUGUUCUGGACAUGGUCCUGUCAUUCCUGUGUCUGAGGUUGACAAGGUCAUGAACCGCUUGAACCAGUACUAG
Molecule: messenger RNA, 1848 nt
Organism: Linnemannia hyalina
Lineage: Eukaryota; Fungi; Mortierellomycota; Mortierellomycetes; Mortierellales; Mortierellaceae
Source: the annotation of a GenBank genome assembly